AUGAGUGGGCAACCUAAGAGGACGUUUGACGAAGUGCAUGAGGACCCAUGUUGCUCCUCACCCUCAUCCUCCUCCUCUGCUACUUUGGGUUCAAGUCCCAGCAACCCAAGCUCACCAGCAACAAAUUUCACAACCUCCAUCCUUAAGAAGUCCAAGAAAAUACAGCGGACCAAUGUGACCUUUGGCCAGGUGACAGUGUUCUCCUUCCCUCGGUGUCAGAGCUUCAUUACGGUUCCCAGUCAAGCAGGCUGCACUCUGGGCAUGAUGCCGCACCACAGUACAUGCCACAGAUACACACUUCCUGAGUUCGUCAUGGAGCAGCAGUCCCAGCGCCGGCAAAAACUCUUGAAUCGACUCAAGGAAGACAAGCUGGAGGCUCUCAAAUGGAAGCUGACUAACAAAGGAACCCAGAAAUGCCAGUUUGCUGAGCAGCUCACAGUCAAUGACAUUCCUGAGAGUUGGGUCAGCAUCAAUGACGUAAACCCGGACGAGGUCUCGUUUCCCCUGGCAUACCCACCUAAUCGCCGUUCUGCACUGCUUAAAGCAGCUGGUGUGCAAAACAUAGACAUGGAGGAGGAGACACAGCUGGAGAACCUGAGGAUCUCCAGGCUGAAACGUGGUUGUGACUGUCAGGGCGUCUGCCAACCUGAGACCUGCAGCUGCAGCUUGGCGGGCAUCAAAUGUCACGUCAAACGUUCUGCUUCGAUAUGUGGCUGCACCAAGGACGGCUGUGGGAACACCAAAGGUCGCAUCCAGUCCAACCCCAUCAGGGUGCAAGACCACUGCAUGCAGACCCUGCUGAGACUGAAGCUGGAGAAGAGACUGAAAGAGAGUCGCACAGAGAAGAUGGAGGAGGGGGACGAGGAGUACGAGGAUGCUGCUGAAGCCCCCCUGUUGCAGACGGUUCCCUGCAGCCACCCCAGGAGAACAAGCCCUUUCCUUUAUCUUUUCUUUGUGUUGUUCAUCAUGUUUUUGUUCUUUUGUUUAGUAAUUUUUUUAGCAUGA
Molecule: messenger RNA, 1005 nt
Organism: Thalassophryne amazonica
Lineage: Eukaryota; Metazoa; Chordata; Actinopteri; Batrachoidiformes; Batrachoididae
Product: cysteine/serine-rich nuclear protein 3-like
Exons: 4
Coding region: 1-1005 (334 amino acids)
Biological process (GO): regulation of transcription by RNA polymerase II
Cellular component (GO): nucleus
Molecular function (GO): DNA-binding transcription factor activity, RNA polymerase II-specific; sequence-specific DNA binding
Source: RefSeq, a predicted model, not a curated record